Molecule: messenger RNA, 384 nt
Organism: Trichosurus vulpecula (common brushtail)
Lineage: Eukaryota; Metazoa; Chordata; Mammalia; Diprotodontia; Phalangeridae
Gene: EMC6
Product: ER membrane protein complex subunit 6
Biological process (GO): autophagosome assembly; protein folding in endoplasmic reticulum
Cellular component (GO): EMC complex; endoplasmic reticulum; membrane
Source: RefSeq, a predicted model, not a curated record
UCAGUGCCACCCAGAGGAGCUUCAGAGAUAGCCAUGGCUGCCACGGGUGCCACAGCCACCAAGUGCAACGCCCCUCCACCCCCCUUCAUUAGGGAGGCUGCCAUGCGCAGGAAUGCUGCUGUUCUGAACUAUUGCAGGACAUGCGUGUCCACCCUCUCUGGAGCAACAGCAGGGAUCCUGGGCCUGACCAGCUUCUAUGGCUUCAUCUUCUAUUUCCUGACGUCCACUCUGCUUUCCCUGCUCCUAGCCCUCAAGGCCAGAAGGCAAUGGAACAAGUAUUUCAAACCUAGGCAACUGCUGCUCUUUACUGGGGGCCUCGUUGGGGGGCUCUUCACCUAUGUCCUCUUCUGGACUUUCCUGUAUGGCAUGGUACAUGUCUACUAA